AGGCGCUGACAAACUGGCGGUUGGGAAAGGGGUGCGUGUCACUUGAAGUGUUUGUGUGCACGCGCGUGCGCGCGCGCUCCUGCCUCACUCGACGCGGCAACCCAAAAACAAUCCGAGCAGAACCUCGACGCCCAGCAGCGGUGCACGGCGCGACAUUAACUGAACAUCUCCCAAUGUGUUGCGCUCAGCCUUUGAGUGUGCUUGUGCGAAUUUAGUGGCGACAUUUCCUGUGCACAUCCUCUCAACGGUGUCUCUAUAUGUUUUCAUUAAUGUUGGUGAUUGCAGCAUGGCUGGUGAGACCCCCUGAAUCUGCCUUUCCUGCGCCAUGGCCUCAGACCCCAUGGUCCCAUAUGAUGGGGGCCAGGGCAUGGCUGAAGUGAACACCUGCAACCUAGAGAUCCAGCGGGACUAUAAAGUUGUUCCUGCUCUUAUAUAUUCCAUAUGCUGCCUGUUUGGGAUAGUCUACUGCUUUUUUGGUUACCGCUGUUUCAAGGCUGUCAUGUUCCUCUCUGGCCUGAUGUUUGGCUCAGUUAUCAUCUAUCUGCUGUGCCACAAGGAGCGGGUCCUGGACACACAGCUGAGUGUGGAAGUUAGCGCAAGUAUAGCCCUAGGCAUCGGCUUGCUGUGUGGCCUGGUCACUAUGCUCGUGCGAAGUGUGGGCCUCUUCAUGACUGGCCUGCUCCUGGGACUGCUGUUGUGCAUGGCUGCACUCGUGAUCAUGGAACAGUUCUACACUCCAGGCACCGUCUGGGUGCCCAUGGGCAUGCUGAUUGGAGGGGGUAUGUUAUUUGCUGUACUUACCCUGCAGUGGCAGAAGAUUUUCACCAUUCUUUCCACUGCCAUUUUUGGUGCCGCCACCAUCACAGUCUGUGUGGACUACUUUAUUGAAAUGCAGCUCCUUGUUGAUUUCCUCUAUGACCGAAUCCGACUGUCACCCUCAGACCCACUCUGCUGGUACAGCUGGGUCAUCAUUUCUUUGUGGCCAGUGCUGGCCUUCUUAGGAGUCAUUGUGCAAUGGAAGCUGACUGCAGAAGGAUUCUCUCAUGCAGAAGUUAUUCUCAGCCGACGUCAGAAGAGGAUCCAGCUGAUGAGAAUCCGUCAGAAAGAUGCUAAGAAACAGCAGCAGAUGGUAGCUCAAGAAGGCUCCUACCGUCGCAAGCCAUACCCAGUGAAGCGUUAUGCUGGGGAUGUGCUGGCACCAAGCUACCUACAGAGUCUGCGGGAUCGGCAGAUGGGCACUGGCACAUCCCUGAGUAGCCUGAGCACUACUAACCACACGUUGGUGGACCUGGACUAUGAGUGUGGCUCCACUGUGCCUCUUACUGCUGCCACACCUGUGGGGCCAACUGUCUGAAGGAAUGUUUACAAACCUCCAUUAUCACCGAACAUCGGCAGCAGACAGACAUUACUGUGGAUCUGAAAGUCCGGCAAUGCUGGGGUGUUCUAAGUUCAGAGUUCACAGCAAAUGUGGAGGCCUUUGUGUAUUACCAUAACACAGCCUUGGACUUUAUUUGUUCUAUUUUUGACCAUUUUAAACAAAAUCACUUCAUGCUGGGAGUAGAAGGAGAUUCUCUUCUUUUACAGGCGCUGAAAGACCAGUGCCCUCCUUGGAAAGCUGGAUUGCAUGAGAAACAGCUGUAUUCAGUCUGAUGGUUUUGUACAUCUGGUCACAACAUUGAAGGAAUGUAUAUUUUGGGACCCCCACCCCCCAACCUUUUAGAGGAAAGGGCGAACUUGUUUGGUGACUAAAUUGGAUGUUUUUAAUUUAUUAUUUAAAACUAGUGGCCUUUGUAUCCAGUGCCUUACUGAGGUGUCAGGUUGGAUGGCUGAACUGGAAGGGAACCUGGCAGCUUGUAUUUGCACUGCCUGAGGGCCACCUUGCUACACUUGUGUGUCCACUUUGUGUCUGGUGAGCUUGGUGGCAUGCCUUGUCAGUGCACAACCCUAGUCACAUUUGCAAGAAAAUAAAGUUUAUUGAGUGUUGGAA
Messenger RNA from Polypterus senegalus (gray bichir), 1987 nucleotides. RefSeq names its product transmembrane protein 198-like. NCBI's taxonomy places the organism in Eukaryota, Metazoa, Chordata, Cladistia, Polypteriformes, Polypteridae. The record is from RefSeq and is a predicted model, not a curated record. Gene Ontology annotation, cellular component: plasma membrane. Bases 326 to 1354 code for a protein of 342 amino acids. The transcript has 6 exons.